AUGAUUGCUAAAUUCGUACUGCUGCCAGUUCUAGUUGCAGUCGCCGCAAUAAUUAAUACUUCCACUGCGGAAAGCAAUGAAAGUAUUUCAAAUCCCGCGUUUGGAUACGAACUGCUCAUUAUUGGCUUGGAUGAAAAUAGACUACAUACGCAGCAAAAUAGUUUUACCAUCCAAGAACUCAAUUCUAAUUUGCAGAGUUUAAAGAAAAGCGUAGCAUGGAUUGAAAAACUUGUUAAAAAAUCACUUCCACUGCCCGAAACGUGCGCGGAAAUAUCGGAUCAUCCCUCAGGGCUGUACCACAUUCGCCCACAGACGGGAUUUUCCGAUGUUUUCGAAGUCUAUUGUGAUCAGAAAUACGAGGGUGGCGGUUGGUUGGUUAUACAAAACCGGUACGAUGGCUCUGUUGAUUUUUUUAGAGGUUGGAAGGAAUACGAAGCCGGCUUCGGAGAUCUUCACGGAGAGUUCUGGUUGGGGUUGGAAAAAAUUCACAAAAUAACGACCGCUAAACCCUACGAGCUGCGCAUUGUACUGGAGGACUUUGAUGGGAAAGUUGCCACAGCACGGUACGACCGGUUUACAGUAGGAGGAGCAGAGACGAAAUAUGUUUUGAGUACUUUGGGAAACUACUCUGGAACUGCAGGGGAUUCACUUCGCAGCAAUGCGGAAAUGAAGUUUUCGACUUUUGAUAGCAACAACGAUAGACACAACCUUGAUUGUGCAGCCAAUCGUAAAGGAGCUUGGUGGUAUAAUGAGUGUUCCUUAAGUAACUUGAAUGGGCUGUAUCUGAAAGGAAAGCAACCAUUGCAGAACCAUGGGACCAUGAUGUGUUGGGGUGGUUUUCGUGGAUGCGGAUAUGGACUAAAACGGUCUCGUAUGAUGAUUAAAGUUCUUAACAAUUAG
This is a messenger RNA of Sabethes cyaneus, 900 nucleotides long. RefSeq names its product microfibril-associated glycoprotein 4-like. The transcript has 3 exons. NCBI's taxonomy places the organism in Eukaryota, Metazoa, Arthropoda, Insecta, Diptera, Culicidae. The record is from RefSeq and is a predicted model, not a curated record. Bases 1 to 900 code for a protein of 299 amino acids.